Patiria miniata (bat star) is the source of this 4041-nucleotide messenger RNA. RefSeq names its product probable cation-transporting ATPase 13A3. The transcript is spliced from 31 exons. Bases 241 to 3675 code for a protein of 1144 amino acids. Lineage: Eukaryota; Metazoa; Echinodermata; Asteroidea; Valvatida; Asterinidae. The record is from RefSeq and is a predicted model, not a curated record. Gene Ontology annotation, cellular component: late endosome membrane. Gene Ontology annotation, biological process: polyamine transmembrane transport; intracellular calcium ion homeostasis. Gene Ontology annotation, molecular function: P-type ion transporter activity; ATP hydrolysis activity; polyamine transmembrane transporter activity.
AGGAUUACCUCUACGCCCACACUCAGUGUAGCACAAUAUAAUGUUUAUAGACUACUGGUUUAUAAGCCCCAUUUGUAAAGAAAGAAAAUCUGUGAUUCGAAUAUCUCCGUCUCAAAGAUUGGGAAUACUGUGGGAGAAUUGCGGCAUUCCACUAACUGCAUCCUGAAACCUGCCUCCAGAAAUCAUUGCAGAAUGAGCUGACAUCGUCUACUUUAAGGAAGACAGUUUGGCACAUGAAUCAUGACGAAGGGAACCAGCGACAAGCAGCGAGGACUUGAGAUACAAGAGGAUAAAGAUGACGCUUUCGUGUGUUUUGGAUAUCGACGAAGUAAAGCAUGGGCGUGGUUGUGCUACGUCUUAUGUGUCUGUACCGUGGGACUUGCAGCACUCAUAUUCUACUGGAAGCCUGAUUGGUGGAUCAAGGUCACGUGUCGAACAUGUGUCCUCAAGGAGGCCGAUUCCGUCAUAAUAAAGGAUAUCUAUAAGCGAAACCACGUUUGCCGAAUUCGGGAAAUGAAAGUGAAUUCUGAAAGUAUUUGCGGAACAAAAACCAUCAAGAAGCUGUUACAUCGUGAUGUCGUGAUCGAUGGCGUGUUAAAGUAUUUGAAAUUUCAGAAAGUUCGUUACAUUUGGGAUCCAAGGGAAGAAACGUUCUUCAAGUUGAGAGUACUUGAUGGCGCCACCAGUUGUUCAGAAUUUUACGACAAGUUGCAGAACGGUCUGUCUGAGAAAGAAGCAAACAAAAGGCGAUUCAUUUACGGUGACAACAAAAUUGUCAUUCGAGUACGUCCGAUCAUUGUUCUGCUUAUUCAGGAGAUUUUGAAUCCCUUCUACAUCUUCCAGAUAUUCAGUGUCUGUGUUUGGAUAUCGGAUGAGUACUACUAUUACAGCGGGUGUAUCGUCAUUAUGUCUACUGUGUCUAUCACCUUGGCUUUGUACACGACCAGGAAGCAAAGCGUUACUCUCAGGAACAUGGUGGAGUCCAACACAACCGUCGAAGUUCUAAGGAAAAACGGAGAAUGUAUCCAAAUACCGGAGGAUCAGCUGGUGCCUGGUGACGUCAUCGUUGUUCCUCCGCAGGGCUGCAUGAUGACAUGUGAUGCGGUUCUGCUCACCGGUAACUGCAUCGUCAACGAGAGUAUGCUUACAGGUGAGAGCGUCCCAGUAACCAAGACACCAGUGCCGUGUACCAGCGAUACUGACGGUGAUGGCUCGUCUGGAUACAACGCAGACAAGCAUAAGCGCCAUACGCUAUACUGCGGAACGCACAUCAUACAGACACGAUACUACGAGGGGGAAAUGGUCAAAUCGGUGGUGGUCAAAACAGGAUUUUCGACUGCCAAAGGAAACUUGGUUCGCUCCAUUCUCUACCCCAAACCGAUGGAUUUCAGCAUGCUCAAAGAUGCACUUCUAUUUCUUGGCGUAUUGGCUACUUUUGCUCUCAUCGGUUUCAUCUAUGCAGUUGUCAUCUUCAUUAACUUCGGCUACUCAGCGGGUUCUAUCGUUCUACGAGCCCUCGACAUCAUAACGAUCGCGGUGCCUCCUGCUCUGCCUGCCUCCCUGACCAUAGGAAUGUUAUACGCUCAGUUCCGUCUGAAAGCUAAAGGAAUAUUCUGCAUCAGUCCUCAGCGAAUCAACACCUGUGGGUCUCUGAAUGUCGUCUGCUUCGAUAAGACUGGCACCCUUACCGAGGACGGCCUGGACAUGAAGGGCGUUCAGCUUGCUGAAGGCGGGAUUUUUGGUAAACUCAAGAAGUCUGUAACGGACGAUCCCAUUGGUCACCAUAUCGCUGCCAUGGCAACUUGUCACUCACUGACCGUCAUCAAUGGGGAGUUGAGUGGUGACCCCAUUGACCUCAAGAUGUUCCAAGCUACGGGAUGGGAUCUUGAGGAACCUACAAGCCAAGAAAGUACCAACUUUGACAUGCUGGUACCCACCAUCGUACGGCCACCAUGGAAAACAGUUGAGGAUGAUCUUGAGAUAGGCAUCUUGAAGCAAUUCCCCUUCUCUUCUGAACUGCAACGGAUGAGCGUCAUCACGCGAACUCUCCGAGAUGAAACCAUGCAACUCUACGUUAAAGGGUCGCCUGAAAUGAUCACGUCUCUCUCCAAGAGGUCCACGGUUCCUGCAGAUUUUCAAGACCAACUGAACUCAUACACAGAGGAUGGAUUUCGAGUGCUUGCCAUGGCAACCAAACAGCUCGAUCCAAAACUCACCUGGCACAAAGCACGACAAAUAAACAGGAACCAGGUGGAGAACGACCUGACAUUCCUGGGUCUGCUGAUCAUGCAGAAUCAGCUCAAACCAGAGACAAAACCUGUCAUCCGGGAACUCCAAGAUGCUGGCAUCAGAACGGUCAUGAUAACAGGUGAUAACAUCCUCACAGCGAUCAACGUUGCCCGUAAAUGUGGCAUGAUAUCAGCAGGGGAAGACAUCGUCAGGGUGGAGGCCGAGCAGGGACACGAAGGCAACAAACUGCGGCUCACUCAGGUGGUGGGAGGCACUGGGAAGAAGGAAACAAGCUUCCAGGAUCACGUUGGGAAUGGGGAUUGUGAAGAGAUUCAUCUUCAGAUUGAGCCGACAGUUGGUCGACGGACGCACUACGCCAUCGAUGGAAAGUCCUUCCAAGCAAUCAUGGAACACACAGACGCCGACACUGUGGGAAAGCUUGCCGUCCAAGGCACAGUCUUUGCCCGCAUGACACCGGACCAGAAAGCUCAACUUGUCCAGUCGCUCCAGGAUUUAGAAUACCGCGUUGGAAUGUGUGGCGAUGGAGCGAACGACUGCGGCGCACUGAAAGCAGCACACGCUGGUGUGGCACUUACUGAAACAGAGGCCUCCGUAGCUGCGCCGUUCACGUCUAAAAUUCCAAAUAUAUCGUGCAUUCCUGACGUGAUCAAGCAGGGUCGCUCUGCAUUGGUGACGUCAUUCGGAAUGUUCAAGUUCAUCGCACUUUACAGCAUGAUUCAGUUUAUUACCGUCAUCCUUUGUUACUCUUAUCAAUCCAACAUGAGCGACUUUAUGUUCAUGUAUGCCGACAUCUUCGUGAUAACAACAGUCAUCCUGUGCAUGGGUCGUAACGAUGCUUACCACGCCAUAGCGAGGCAGAAGCCGCCUAGUAAGCUCGCUAUCACCCCGGUGAUGGUUUCCCUGGUGAUGCAGGUCCUCAUCCAAGCAAUUUGUCAAGUUGCAAUCUUUUUCAUCCUCAAACAGCAACCAUGGUUUGUUCCCUUGGAUCCGGAGGCAGAUUCCAGAAACCCGAUCGGCUGGGAGACGACAUCCAUUUUCCUAGUGGCCAUGUUUCAGUAUUCCACCGUUGCCAUCGUGUACACGCCGGGAAAACCCUACCGGAAAGCAUUCUACUCAAACUAUUUGUACAUGGCCGACCUCAUCAUAAUCCACGCUUGUAGCCUGGUUCUCUUGUUCUAUCCGCCCACGGAGAUUGAGGAGCUGUUUGAGCUGAAGCACAUCCCGAGUUAUCGGUUCAAGGGAGUCAUAUUUGGCGUGGUGCUCAUCAACUUUGUCUUAUCUGCUUUGGUAGAGCUCCUCGUCAUUCCCAGUCGAAGACUGAUGAGGCUGUUGUCUUGUAGACGUUUCCGUAAGGUUACUCUACGGCCAUAUGAAGAACUGGCGAUGAGGCCAAUUCCCAUGAAGUAUGACGUUACUCAUAUCUGAUAUUACAACGAGGCUUGUUCUUUUGGUGUCUCAUUCAGUUGAGUUUACAGCAAUGUAUUCAAUAAUUACACAUGCUUAUUUGUAUUAAAAUAAUUUGACUUGCAAUAUUUUAUUUUUAAAUGAAGCUUCAUUAUUUGUUUGAUGUACCACAAGGAUAUGAAAAACUGAUAUAUCACAAAUAUUUUUUUCUCUAAAAAAGUCACGCACAAACACGAAUCAAACACGAGUUAUAUCAUAAUUGAUGAACAUAUUGGAAAAGGUUAUUUAUUCAUGUCUUUGAUAAUAAGAGAGAUAGGGCCUGAUCAUCAUAAAAAAAACAUGUUGCCAGAAUAAGUUAGUAAUUGUAUGUACAUAAUAAGCCGGGAA